AGCAACGCGCUCCACGACCUGCCGAGUCGUCUGCUGGCGGCGUCAUUGUGGCCAGGCGGAGGGGUCGCCCCUCUCUCCUCCUCCUCCUCCCUCUCUCUUUCUCCCCGCGGAGAGAGGAGUCGAAAUUUUUGGUGAAUUCCUUUGGAUAUUUCUCUCAUUUCAGUCGUCAUGUUCGGAACAGUGGUAGCCAACUCACACACAGAACACAUCUUAUCGCUGUCUGCCUCUUGACUUGGGUAAAGUGUAAGCUGGAAGGAGGAAAAGCGAGGAGCACAGUGCCGUAUUUCCUUAAGGUGAUCCGAGGACAGAAGUAGACUUCGUGUUUCCUUCCAUAAGAAAGGGAUUGCGUCAAGGGCAGAUAAGCGCAUGGGUCGGCUACACGACAGACGACCUGGUGUAUCGCUGGGAGAACAACGUGGACAUUGACCCAGGGGUCACCCUCUCACAGUUUGAGCUGGGCCGGAUCGAGCAGCAGAACAUCUCCAAAAACAACAAGUUUGGUGUGACCACCAUCUUGAGCACCGCUGCUAUCGGCAUGACGGUGAGAGAGGGUUUGCCCCGCGUGCCGUACGCCACAGCUCUGGACGUGUUCCUCAACGUGUGUGUGGUCUACGAGAUGGCAGCCCUCAUAGAGUACGCGGCCGUCAACUACUUCACCAAACUACUGCCCAAGGAGGGAGGGACGGACGAGGAGGAGGAGGGGGAGGAGGAGGUAUCGGGCAACACAUUCACCAACCGGAAAGUGGUCCUAGUGAAUGAGGAGGCCCUACCACUUCCGGAGCGAGAGGCCUUGCUCAAGUUGAACCACUGCCCUCCUGACCCGGAGGUCAAGGGGUCAAUCCAAGCCCAGUGGAGGAGCAAUCAAGAUGGAGUUAGAAUCUGCCUGCAAGCCUUCUGGCGAUGCCUGGUGGGCAGCUCCGAUUACCGGAUGCAGAAAGUCAACUCGGCCGACGCGGAGUCCGGGAACAGCGUCAGUAACAUCGACAUGGUGGCCCGCCUUCUGUUCCCCCUGACCUUUGGCCUCUUCAACCUGUGUUACUGGGUCAUGUAUUUCUACUUGGAGCUUAGUUGACUGGAGGGUGAGGUUUGCAUUAACAUCACCUGUUUUCUGUGACGCCAGAUUUCUGAUUCCCACGCUUCGUUCCUUUAAUCCUACUACUUCAUUUCUGUGAUGGAAAGAGAAACAAAAUCUCCUCCUCCCUCCCUCCACGCCAAGACGACGAGGCUAAAAGGCUAAAUGUCAAGGUCAACAACGUCAGCUACAGAACAACGGUUCAAGGUCACUUCAUUGAUAUCUGCUAAAGGAAACCGGGUCACGGUCAAGGUAGUUCACUUCAUCCACCGACAGAAGAGCUAAGGUCACACUCCACGUUCUACGCCUGGGAUAUUGUCAAGAAUCAAGUACCCUACUAGGAAUUCCGGAAAAUGCACGUUUUGGAUAGUGUCACUGGCCCUUUUAUCUGGAAGAAAAUUAGCAACAUCUACAAAAGUUCCGUUCCUUCAUCGUUUCGGGAUUUCCAAAGUGUUCUUUCGUUAAGGACUGGGCGUGUGAGCGUACUUUUUUUUUUUUCUAAUUUGGUAUUUAUUGUGUUAGCCUUAGAUUUUACUGGCUUGUCAACUGUUCUAGAUAGCACAACGAUGUAUGUUAUACAAUGUGAUGAAAAAAAAAAGGAAAAAUUCAA
This is a messenger RNA of Aplysia californica (California sea hare), 1682 nucleotides long. Its product is annotated as gamma-aminobutyric acid receptor subunit alpha-4. Gene Ontology annotation, biological process: signal transduction; nervous system process; chemical synaptic transmission. The record is from RefSeq and is a predicted model, not a curated record. Lineage: Eukaryota; Metazoa; Mollusca; Gastropoda; Aplysiida; Aplysiidae. Gene Ontology annotation, cellular component: synapse; membrane; neuron projection. Gene Ontology annotation, molecular function: extracellular ligand-gated monoatomic ion channel activity; GABA-A receptor activity; neurotransmitter receptor activity.